AUCCAAAUUUCAAUUUUUGUCCCAACAAGAAAAAUAUUUCUAUAGCUCAUUCCCCCUUUUGAUCCGAGCGCGGAUCGGAGUCGUCACAGUAGAUCCGCCGUCGAUUCAUGGAGGGGGUGGGGGCCCGACUCGGCAGAUCCUCGACUCGGUACGGACCGGCCACGGUGUUCACUGGGCCGGUGAGGAAGUGGAAGAAGAAAUGGGUCCACAUAUCGCCCUCUGCUGCUGCUGCUGCUGCUGCUGCUGCUUCUAACAACAAUCACUCUCACCCUCAAAACGGUACUUCUAACGGUAAUAACGGUUCCCAUCUGUUGCUUUACAAAUGGACCCCUAUUACCCAAAGCCAGAACCAAAACAACAACAACAACGGGGGUGGUAAUACCAACAACAAUACUACGGACAGUAGCUCAGGCAAGGACGAGAACGCAGCUGGGACGGCAUCUGAAGAGCCACCUCGGAGGAAAUUCAAAUAUGUUCCGGUUGCCUUACUGGAGGAGCAGAGAAACGAGGCCGCUGAAGAUGAGGAUGCUGAGAAGGUUGAAGAUGAAGCUAAGCCAAUUGAAAUUGACUCAAAUGCAGCAGAACAAACUCGCAAGAGUGAUGCUUUAGAUGAUAAACCGGACAUCAAUGAUGUCCCUGCAGAAGAAAGUCAGGAAAAAAAGCAGGGAGUACGCCAGGAUCUGAACGAAAGCACACUGGAUUUAAGUUUGGGCUUGACAUCCCAGGAUGACGAACAUGACUCUGAUCCAAAACCUAAUCAGACGAGGGAUGGCCAGUAAUAUGGCAAACUCAGGUUGCACCGGAACACUGUUUCAGAGCUUCCUUAUUCUCUGGAUGAUGGAAAUUUAGAAGCAGUAGCGCACACAUUUGUGUCUUACAAAAUGGAAUUUCACCUUGGCUUUCUGCUCACCCGGUCAUUUAGCAUGUUUACAUCUGAGUAUUCUUGCAGGGCUGCUUAUAAUUUGUAUUGUAGGAAUAGAUACCUUUUUUACUUGGCAUUAGACAGAAUAUUUUUUCCCCCAGAUAUUUACUGGGAUAGGACAUUUUGGACUUACAGAUCAUAUGUAUUUCGGGUGAAUUUUUUAAUUCAAAUAACAUUGCUGAUGAAACUGCAUUU
Neltuma alba is the source of this 1117-nucleotide messenger RNA. RefSeq lists its product as uncharacterized. Bases 108 to 779 code for a protein of 223 amino acids. The record is from RefSeq and is a predicted model, not a curated record. The transcript has 3 exons. Lineage: Eukaryota; Viridiplantae; Streptophyta; Magnoliopsida; Fabales; Fabaceae.